Molecule: messenger RNA, 3309 nt
Organism: Pieris brassicae (large cabbage white)
Lineage: Eukaryota; Metazoa; Arthropoda; Insecta; Lepidoptera; Pieridae
Product: trichoplein keratin filament-binding protein-like
Exons: 9
Coding region: 414-1901 (495 amino acids)
Biological process (GO): apoptotic process
Cellular component (GO): keratin filament
Source: RefSeq, a predicted model, not a curated record
AAAGGAUUAAUAAACAAUAUAGCAUUGUAUACCAGUCAUAUGAUUGAUUAUGUUUCAAAAAUAAUACAUUCCAAUGAUAUGAGUACAAUUAUAUCUUAAAAGAGAAAUUGCGAUCAGUAUAAGUCACUUACAGUUUACACACCUGCGUUUUAUUGUGUAUACUAGAACGGCGAAUUUAAAAUGAUAUAUUAAACUAUUAAUGUAUUUAAUAUUUGAAUGACCUCAUCCAAUUGAGAGUAAUUUAAAAUUUUCCACCCACACUAUAAAACUGAAUGCAAGGUUUAAGCAAGGCGAACAUACCAAAUAAAGUCAUAUUUUGUUGAGGUACCUUGUAUCUUGGACAACGGUAUAUUAUUGAUCACACGAUUAGUCACCGCCUUAUUCUUUAAAAAUAGAUUUUUGUUAAAAUACCGAUGUCGAGACCACGGCCCCAGUGGCAGCUGCAAGCAAUUGCAGCUCGAAAACGAGACAAUGAGCUUCGUAAAGCUGACGAGCUAAGAAAAGUUGCUUCUUAUUUUGAAAAGAAUACUCAUAAGUCAAGGCAUCAUGAGAACUGGACAACAGAAGAUUAUUAUGAAAAAGCUAAAAAAGAAGCUGAUAUGUUAAGUGAAAAAAAGAUUCGAGCUGUACAAUUAGAAGAAAGACGAAAGAAGUUGGAGUUAAUGUUAUUUCAUGAGAAUAUGCAGUAUCAACAAGAGAUUAAGGCAUUGGCAGCACAACCCAAGUAUUAUAAAAAUGGAUCUUACCUCAACAAAGUUCCUACAUCAACUUUGCAAGACAUCAACCAAGGUAUAAUAGAAAAAGAGGAACAAUUGAGACGGCAAGAAGCUGAAUUAAAGUUACACCAUGCAUGGCGACUUCGUCAGCCGGAAUUGAAAGCAGCCUGCUCUUAUAUUGCUAAUGGAAAACUUAAAUCGGCUUGGUUAGAACAAAUAGUAGAAAAAGAGAUGCAAAAGAAAAAGGAUGAAGAAGAGACGCUUAAGAUCCUUCACGAAAGAGAUGAGGCCCUACAAAAGCAAAUACUGAUAGAAGAAGAAAGACUUCAAGAGAAAGAGCUAAAAAUGAGGGAGCUCAGAAGUAGCCUAGAGGGCCAAAUAUCGGAGUUGAGUGAGAAAGAGACAGCUGUGAAAAAACUUCGUAAAAUGGAGGAGCGAGAGAGAAUGAUAUUAGAAGAACUACAAUUCAUUUCGAAGGAAAGAGAAAGGGAGCACGCGAAAUUAGUGUCGGAAAGAGACGCAAACAUUGUGAAUAUGGGUUUGCACAAAUUUAAGUUGAAAAAGAAAGUUGUAUCCGUUUUAAAUGAAAUUAGUUUGGAUUUGAAAAUAUUGGAGAAGAUCAAAGAAGCUGUUGUGAAAGAAUAUGAAUCCGAAAAAGAGAAACAAAUAUGUUAUAAAAGACUACUGGACGCGGCACUAGUUGAGUUAGAAGAGCACAGAGAGAGGGAGCGACAGAGACAGAAGAACAUUGAGACGAUGUAUGACGGUGAAGCGAGACAGCUUAAUGAGAAACAGGAUAAGAUAUGGGCGAAAGAACGCGAAGCACGCGGUAUUCUUAUGAAAGAAGUUAUGGCGACGUUAAAGAAGCAAGUAGAAGAGAAAAUCCAGUUGAAUAUAGAACAGCAGAGAGCGAAUGUUCUCGAUCGGGAGAAGAUUCUAGAACAUAUGGACAGCUUCCACCAGGAAGUCAGAUCUCGGGAGAGAGAUACUCAGUUAAAAAUCACAUCGUGUUCAUCAAUAAACGCGCUUCAAUCCCAAUUGAAUGGCUUGAAAGUACAAAAAGAGAAGAUAGAUGCAGUAGCCCAAAGAGAAUCGGAAAUAAAAGAGGCGAUUUUCAACGAAAGAAGAGUUCGUCAAGAGAUUGCGCGAGCGCAGAGGGCAGGGAAUACUCAGGCUUGGGCUUAAGUAAGACUUUUCAUCAAAAACCUAUUUUAAAUUUAAGAUAUGAAUUUUAAGUUAAAAGUUGUUAAGGGGUUUUAGAGUCGAGGCUCGUUAAGUGUAACUUUCAUAUGGCAACGUCACUUUUGACGUACGGAGGACUUCAGUUCCGGCUUCGCUGAAUAUUUAUUUUAUUAUAUAUCUAAUAGACGAACUCAACUUAUUUUUAGAUAUUGAUGUCUUCUAUAAAACUGUAAUAGAUCGCUUUGUUCUAGUUUACAUUAUCGUAGUUUUCAUACGUUUCCCUAACUCUUUUGAAAAUAUUCUAUAGUCUAUGUUCAUCAGGGACAAUGUAGGAUACUAAUGGUAAAAUAUUUUUUCAAUAACCAGCAUAUACAAUGCAAGCAAAAAAAAUUUCCUCUUUACAAUUUAUAUACAUAGAUUCUUACCAAUAGAUAUUUUCAAUGUCUACAAACAAUAAAAGUAAAAAUGAAUUUUUAUUUUUAUAUCAACUUAUCACUUCGACGCCACGUCCGGGCGUUUUGAGGCAGUUUUUGGGACGUGGACCACCACUGCAGUACUUCCGAACAAAUUCGAUUAACGACAAGAGCAAACCAACUUAACGCCGGAAUUUGCGCCCAUGUGCGGUAUCAUUUAACACAGAUGAGCCUCCUGCCCGUUUGUCCUCUAAUCUAUAAAAAAAAAACAUUCUCACGAUGAGACUCGUUUGUCAGAUGCUUUAAAUAUAUAUAUAUAUAAUUAAAAUUAGUUAGUCUUUUGUAUGCAUGAGUAUGUAUGUAUGAGUUGGUAAAGUAUCUAUAAAGGUACGAUUUGUUUGUUGUUUGUGUUGUUGUUAAAAUGUCGUAAUUUUGUCAAAAUAACUAUUUUAACUACAACAGUUUUUGAAGGUAAAUUUUAAAAAAUGCUUUUAAAAAGGCAAAUAUGAGAUAUAUCGUAACUUUCCUCCUGUUUAUUAGAAUCAAAUAAUUCCAUAUGAAUCUCGAUCUAUAUAUUUUAAUAAGCUUUAUAACCGUCUAGAACUGCCAAAAUACUGUCUAGAACUGUUUAUAAGGUUGUGUCUUGUUCCUAUUAUGACCAGAAUGUUUAAAAAAUGCAUUUUUAAAUUAUUUAUUUUUCUACAUAAGGUUUGACAUAUUUGAUAGCACUUAAGACGAGAUUGUGUCUUGUGAUACGAAUUAGAAUAUGGACUUAAGAAGCCAGACACACACACAAACUGUGUGUGUGUCUUUCUAUUUUAAACGUUAGAGAAACACUUACUGAACUUUCAAGGGAGAGCUAUUUUGCCUAGAAAUUUGUUUGCGUCUGCAAAAAAUGGCUAAGACUGAUUGUAGUUUAAGAGUGGUAAAAUAGUUGCCAUAUUUUGUGAUAAAAGAUUGUAUUUUUGCAUUGUCUGAAUAAAAUUUUGAAAAACGUA